Messenger RNA from Acanthoscelides obtectus, 1353 nucleotides. Lineage: Eukaryota; Metazoa; Arthropoda; Insecta; Coleoptera; Chrysomelidae. The record is from the annotation of a GenBank genome assembly.
AUGGAAGAAACUUCUGUCUGUUCUUCGAUAACCGAAAUUAUCCACGUCGGAAUGGAGGAAUACAUCUCUCACACAGUGAAAGUGCCUAGACCAGGGUCCAACGGCUGGUUUAACAAAUCGUGUGGCGCUGCUCGCCAGCAGAAGAUCAAGGCACACAGAACCUUCUUACAAAACCCCACUCACGAUAUAAAAGUUAGGCACAGGGUAAUGUCGCAGCGCAAUGGCAGUCGGUCUUUCUGGACGCUGGCCAAGCAGAUUGUAAAGAACUUCUCACACAGUAGCCUUCCACCACUUACAUGUCAGGAUGGAACUAUUGUAUUCAACUCAAAGGCCAAUGCGGAGGUGCUAGCCAAGAUCUUUGCUGCCAACUCCAUCAUGGACGUAACAUUCAGGCAUAAGACCGUAAGACGAGUGCUCUUGUCGCUCGACAUCAACAAAGCUUCUGGUCCGGACUUGAUUCCUGCUAUUGUACUAAAGAGGUGUGCACCGGAGCUUGCUCCAGUUCCUUCGCGUCUCUUCCAGAUAUCUUAUGAAUCCGGUACCUUCCCAGAAAACUGUAAAUUUGCUCAUGGAUCUAAGACCGACCCUUACAACUACAGGCCUAUAGCUCUGCUUUCUGUUUUAAGUAAGGUGAUGGAGAGCGACAGGCAGUAUGGUUUCCGGCACCAACGAUCCACAGGGGACCUCCUAGCUUACGCUCAUGUCGUUGCUCUUGACAUCAUGAAAGCGAUAUCCGUCUCCUGCACGAUCAACCUAAUCCACAGCUUCGCUGAUGACAGCACUCUACAUGCAAGAAUUCAGAUUGGAAAAAGAAGACUAGCGAUGACUUCCUCUCUGACAAGAGACCUUCAUUCAUUUCGGCUGGUCGGACACGAACACAUCUCGUCAAUAGCUGCAUACUUUUCUCCGCACGACCUUCUCAUUCUAUACAAGGCCCAGAUAAGGCCUAGCCUCAAGUAUUGCUCACACAUUUGGGGUGCUGCCGCCCCGACUACAUUGUCCAUGCUCGAUGCUGUCCAGAGGAGGGCGGUCCGACUGAUCAAUGACUCUUCUCUAACAGACAGUCUCGGGACUCUUUCGCACCGGCGGGCUGUCGGCGAGCUAGCUCUUUUCUACCAGCUCUGUUCCAUGAUGCCGCCGCGCGAUGUGCCUGCCAGACAGACUCGCUUGACUCUGGCGUCCCAUCCUAACCGUGUCGAACUUCGUACAUCCAGAACCGGCCGAUACGACCGCUCCUUUGUCCCAAGGGUGUCGAGAUUGUGGAACAAUCUACAAGAGGAAGCUUUUCCCAGUUCUAUUAACCUUAGACAUUUGAAAAAUCGUAUUAAUAAAAUUUCUUUGGGGUCAUCAUAG